This is a messenger RNA of Cyphellophora attinorum, 798 nucleotides long. RefSeq lists its product as uncharacterized. Bases 1 to 798 code for a protein of 265 amino acids. NCBI's taxonomy places the organism in Eukaryota, Fungi, Ascomycota, Eurotiomycetes, Chaetothyriales, Cyphellophoraceae. The record is from RefSeq and is a predicted model, not a curated record. The transcript has a single exon.
AUGGCCAGCAAAUGUGCGUUGCUUCUGUGGCUUUUUGCACAAAUAGUCACCGCAUUUCAGGAUACCGCCAUUCCAAAACCCCUGUCCAACGCUGCGCCAUCCCCGUACCGUGAAGAAGCAGCUAUACCCGCUUACCCGGCACUCGCACCAGCAUUUCCACAUAGGUACUCGUCCGAUCCAUCAUCUUACACUGGCGCCACCUUCGUUCCCCGGGAAGAAUUGCCUCCCUCAUGGCAUCAAGAAGAAGAGGCCCUCUGGUCGUGUAUGACCGGCAACACACCUUACAAACAGUGCAAACAGCUGCACGGCAAGGACAACGUUAGGAAGUGGGAGAAUAUGCGCAAGGAAGAUGGAAACCCGGGGGCUUACGAUGAUUUUCCGAAAGCGCCGGCAUAUACGGAUGUUGGAAAUGGUCAUUUGGAUGGCGGUAAGCAGCAGAAAGCUAGCGCUGAUGAUGCCUACAACGACGCCUCAGAUCCUCAAAGACCAAGUGGGUUUAUUGAUCGAGAGUCCGACAAGGCGAAGGCGACCCACAUGAACGACGUUGUGCCAAGACAGAGAGGUGGUGGUGGAGGAAUGGCGGGUGGAGGACGCGGAGCGGGUACAGGAGGUGCGGCAAGUGGAGGACGAGGGGCGGGUGCAGCAGGACCGGCGGGUGGGAGAGGAGUGGCAUCUUGGGCAGGAGCGGGACUGGCUUACAUGGGGUUUAGCGGAGCUGGAGAAGCACGUCCAUCGGUGACAUUCGGUGAGCUGGGCAUGUCGUGCCUUCUAGUGCUAUCAGCACUUCAUAUCAUGUAA